GAUAACACGCGCGAUUUCAUGUUUUCAUCCAACUUUGACAACGGGAUUCGAAUGAUUUGAUAUUUCGAAUUAUUUUUCCAGUAAUUUUUGCGUUGGUGUAGCAUUAUCCGGCUGUCCCUUAGGGUGACGUGCUAAAGACAUGGGAUUUUCAUUGUGGACUCUGCUCGAGGCUUCGCUAUUGUGUCUGAACGCCAUAUGCAUCCUGAACGAAGACAGAGUUCUGGCCAAGUACGGCUGGUCCACAGUGAACCGAGAGUUUGAGGAUAUCCCAACCACGAAAACACAGAUAUUAUCACUUAUGAAGUCUAUCCGUACAGUCGUUAAAUAUCCUCUCAUAAUUUUCAACCUGCUGAUCAUACUUGUCAAGAGUCUUACAGGAUAAUAAAAAAAUUCAAUUGGUUUACAAUGAAAUUAUGUUUUUUAUAUUUCGUGUAACUUGUUAUUUGUAAGGAUAAUAUUUUAAAUACAAUACUUAUUUAUAUUUAUAUUUAUAUGUUAUACAAUGUGCGUAUCAAAGCAUUUACCAUCUUUCCAUGAA
This is a messenger RNA of Melanaphis sacchari, 538 nucleotides long. RefSeq names its product immediate early response 3-interacting protein 1. Gene Ontology annotation, biological process: endoplasmic reticulum to Golgi vesicle-mediated transport. Gene Ontology annotation, cellular component: Golgi membrane; endoplasmic reticulum membrane; COPII-coated ER to Golgi transport vesicle. The transcript is spliced from 3 exons. Bases 140 to 382 code for a protein of 80 amino acids. NCBI's taxonomy places the organism in Eukaryota, Metazoa, Arthropoda, Insecta, Hemiptera, Aphididae. The record is from RefSeq and is a predicted model, not a curated record.